AUGAAGGAAGAGACGGUGUACUCUGGGAUCAGACAGAGUUAUGAGGUGGAGUUUGGAGAAGGAGCCAUUCUCAUUGUAAAAGGUUCUGGAUCCAGAAUCAUAUCUGUGCUUCAACAGCCUCUGUCUGAGUCAGUCCAACCAGGAGACUCAGUGACUCUGAACUGUACAAUACAGACUGAGACCUGUCCAGGAGAAGAUGUCUAUUGGUUCAGACAUGGCUCAGGAGAAUCCCAUCCAGGAAUCAUUUACACCAAUGGAGAUAGGAGUGAUCAGUGUGAGAAGAGCCCUGAGGCUGGGUCUCAUACACAGAGCUGUGUCUACAACCUCCCCAAGAGGAACCUCACCCUCUCUUAUGCUGGGACUUACUACUGUGCUGUGACCUCAUGUGGGGAGAUACUGUUUGGAAACAGGACCAAGCUGGACAUUCAAGCAUCAACUGAUAGAUCACCAACCCCACUAGUCAACCAGCACCAAGAGAGGGACAUGUUGAACUAUGCUGCUGUGAGUUUAAACCCCAAGAAGAACUCCAGAAGAGCAAGAACGAAGACCAGCAGAGAGGAGGCAGUGUACUCUGAGGUGAGAUACCUUCAGCAGUAG
This is a messenger RNA of Oncorhynchus kisutch (coho salmon), 597 nucleotides long. RefSeq names its product tyrosine-protein phosphatase non-receptor type substrate 1-like. The record is from RefSeq and is a predicted model, not a curated record. NCBI's taxonomy places the organism in Eukaryota, Metazoa, Chordata, Actinopteri, Salmoniformes, Salmonidae. Gene Ontology annotation, biological process: response to bacterium.